Molecule: messenger RNA, 990 nt
Organism: Klebsormidium nitens
Lineage: Eukaryota; Viridiplantae; Streptophyta; Klebsormidiophyceae; Klebsormidiales; Klebsormidiaceae
Source: the annotation of a GenBank genome assembly
AUGGCUCCCUCCUUUGCCUCUCUCCCGAGCUUCCUUUUGCUCCUAGCUGCCGCUUUGCUGCCAACGGCCCAUGUGGCGGAAGCGGGACGUGGUCUUCUCCAAGCGCCGCUGGUGAAGGACGUCUCGGAAUUCUGCUCUGUCCAGCGGAGGCCCUUCCGGUUUGUCACCCACCUGUUCCCAGGGCAAGUGGCCCGCGGAGUCCAGAUAGACUACUGCCACAACCUGUACCCCAACCUGGGAACAGUCACAGGCACCACCACUGAGACUGCGCUGCCCGGCGGCGGCCGCUUUGUCCAGGUGUCAAUCACCGCAACGAACGUGUUCGCAGUCGGUUUCCUUAACGACGCCACUAACAACCGGACGUACCCUCUUCUGGGUGCGGACUUCAGCGUCGGGGACCAGAGCCUUGAUAAGCUAACCCCACGCGGGCUUGACAUCUCACCCCUUUACAUCAUGGAUUCGGGGGAUGGUGCUCGGCUCUACGGAUGUAGAGUGCUGAUCCUGACGUCAGAACGCCCAGAUGCUGACGCAAGACACAUCCGCGCCGCAGGCUCGCCGUUCCCGUCCCUGCUGGACUUGGACGCCAAUAUCGACGACCUUCGCGGCGUGGCGACCGGCCCCAUCCGCCAGAACAGCUACCAGAACGUCGCCGUAGGCACUCCCGGGCAGAUCACCGUCGUCCAGGUCAGCGUCGCGCCUUCCAACCCGGGCGACCUGCCGCCGUUCACCGACGAGAACGUGGACCUGUCGGUGCUUUCUCCCAACCCGGGCCUGCAAGCGCAGGUGCAGGCGGUUCUCGCCCAGGUCACAACCGUUCCGGUUCCGGCCCUCCUUUUCCUGGACGAACCCGCGCCGACCAGUGCGCCCGGCGGAACCUGCAACCCGACAUCCAACCUCCCUAACCAGUGCUAUGACGCAACCGGAACCGUCUUCGUUUGCUGCCCCGGUUCGUGCGGUGCCAACAGUGCUGGCGACCCGCAAUGCGCAUAA